AUGCGGCAGCUGCAGCAGACCGUGGAGGAGUUGGACGUUGGACUGCUGGUGAACAACGCGGGCGUGCUGGAGCCCAGCGCGGUGUUCCUGCACGAGGCCGACGUGGAGGCAUGUGUGGAUAUGAUACGGGUGAACCUGCUAGCGCUGACCGAGGUGACGGCGGCAGUGAUUCCCGGCAUGGUGAAUCGCGGGAGGGGAGCUGUGGUCAACUUGGGCUCGGCUUCGUCAGAGGCCAUCCCAUCCUUACCCCUCUACACGAUGUACGCCGCAACUAAACGCUAUGUCGCUCGGUUCUCGAAAUGUCUUCACGUUGAGUAUAGACGCAAAGGAAUCGAUGUGCAAUGCCAGGCACCGUUCUUCGUGGAUGGCACAAUGGCGUCAAGAUUCGCCGAGGCCAGGCGUUUUGUGCCAUUGACGCCAACGCCAGACGCCUACGCCCGCGCGGCAGUGCGCUGGAUCGGACACGGCCCACUAUGCGUGCCCAACUUCCGACACCAGAUAAUGUGGUUCUUUGCGGGAAUUGCGCCUGACUUUUUGCAAGAUGGAAUCCUCCUGCGUGAUCACCUAUGGCAAAGAAAUGAGUUACAGAUAACGAGGUCUUUGCCCGAGGUGUGCCCUAUUAAGCAAGGUGGACAUGCGGCUGCCUGAAGCUGUGUUUGCCAGACAAUUAAUUGCGUAAAACGCUUACUCUACUACCUCCGGGUAGGAAUAUAACCGACGCACAUGAAUUUAAGUCUGUAAUCUAUUCUACUCUCUACUAUUAAAGGGAGUCGGUAGCGUUUACUCCACUGCGGUUAAUCCUCUCCCACCUAUUUUUUCAUAUCGUACCGAUAUAUUUAAACCAGGUUUUAGCCUAUGCCCUAUUUAAACC
Triticum aestivum (bread wheat) is the source of this 871-nucleotide messenger RNA. Its product is annotated as very-long-chain 3-oxoacyl-CoA reductase-like protein At1g24470. Bases 1 to 648 code for a protein of 215 amino acids. Gene Ontology annotation, molecular function: ketoreductase activity. The transcript is spliced from 3 exons. The record is from RefSeq and is a predicted model, not a curated record. Gene Ontology annotation, cellular component: endoplasmic reticulum. NCBI's taxonomy places the organism in Eukaryota, Viridiplantae, Streptophyta, Magnoliopsida, Poales, Poaceae.